AAAUAACGGAAAUACAAUCCGGUACUUGCCUCUUUUUUAAAAAAAUACUGAAGCUGACUCUUUGACGGCGCAUUUUCAUGUAGCAUUCUCUACGUUGCUGGCAUUUUGGGUAGGACAAUGUCAAAAAUUCCCAGAGCAGGACAGCUCCAUACAGAGCCAAAGAAAUCCGCGCAUAAAAACGAAAUGAAGGACACAGCAACCGGAUGUGCUUCAGCAAAGACUCACCAAAAAGAUGGUGGCCUAAGACAAAAAGAACACAUAUCACGAGAAAAUGUUGUGCCAAAAGUUUACAAAGGGGUUUCAACAAGAUAUGAACUGCAGGCAGAACUCAAGGAGCAAAACCAACAAUUGUCAGCUGCCAAAGGGGAACUGGAGAAAAAACUUACGGAAACACAGCAAAAAGUUUCUCAUCUGGAGCAGCAGUGCAGUGACCUUGAAAAAGAGAAUUCUGAGGUCCAGAAAAACCUCAAGGACUGUCAGAUAAUCCUAGUGGCUGCAAAAAUAGACCCAAUUUCAGGAGAACUAAUUGGUGAAGCUGCACGCCAGAAUGAAGAACAAAGAAAAGAAGUCAUGGGUGUCUCCGCAGACCUGUUGAAAGAAUUAAAGGUUUUUGGGAACAUGGCAACUCAGCAGCAUUCUCGUCUGCAGGGACUCCAGAAAACAAUGAAAGACCUAACUGAAGCACGGGAACAAAUGAUGCAAGAGAUACAGACCUUCGCUCGGGAGGCUGCUGACAUGGAAAAAGCUCUGAUGGAGGCAGAAGCUCUGUUAUUGUAAAUGUGUUGUGCCGCCUUGUCUAAAUGUGCAAACGUGCCCGUUAAUAUGGAGUCUAAUGUUCGUAUUGUUCAUGUAUUUGUGUGAGUACAUAAUGGCAUUUGAUGUCAUUGUUAUUCAGUGUCAAUAAAUAAAGUUUCUCAUGGUUCUCAUUUUCUAUUUCAA
Molecule: messenger RNA, 939 nt
Organism: Hippocampus comes (tiger tail seahorse)
Lineage: Eukaryota; Metazoa; Chordata; Actinopteri; Syngnathiformes; Syngnathidae
Gene: knstrn
Product: kinetochore localized astrin (SPAG5) binding protein
Exons: 9
Coding region: 118-777 (219 amino acids)
Biological process (GO): spindle organization; regulation of attachment of spindle microtubules to kinetochore; mitotic sister chromatid segregation
Cellular component (GO): kinetochore; mitotic spindle; centriolar satellite
Source: RefSeq, a predicted model, not a curated record